Messenger RNA from Rotaria sp. Silwood1, 672 nucleotides. The record is from the annotation of a GenBank genome assembly. Lineage: Eukaryota; Metazoa; Rotifera; Eurotatoria; Philodinida; Philodinidae.
AUGGAAGAACUGAUUCGAUCACUUAUUAAAUUUGAUGGUAUUCUAAAUCAAGAUGUUAUUCAAUGGCUAGCAUAUAUUGAAGAAGUAUUUGAUCGAAUACAACUACAAGCAUCAAAUAAGUAUGUUGCUGUACAAUACUUUCUAACUAAUGGUGCUGCUACAUGGUUUAGGUAUAGUAAAUCAAAUAUUCUUGAUUGCUUCACAUUUAAACGUCAAAUUAGUGAUGCUUUUCCAUCACCGUCCUCAUUUUUCUCAUCGCAUCUUCUUGAUCGACAUCAAUUAACAGCUAGAAAAGAACCACAAAAACUUGAGCAAGAACUCGAUAUAUUACAUGUACCUGCUUCAAGUCCAACAAUGUCACAGAAGGAAUUAGAUAAUGAUAAUACCUCAUUAGAUUCAGUUAAUGAUAGUCGAAUUAUAUCAGUCAAAGAUUUAGAAGAUAAAUGUCUACGUGAACGUGAACAAGGCCAUUAUUCACCCACAUUAGUUAAUAUUACUGAUCCUGAUCCGAAAAUUAAAUAUCAAGGUUUUACUCGAACUAUGGAUAGCUUAACAACGGAUGAUUCAUUAAUUAAUACUUUUCUACCACAAGAUAUUCAAUAUUUAUGGUCUGAUAAAUAUAAACCACGUCCAUCUCAAAUUCUUAAUAAUCCACCAACAACAACUAUUUAA